AUGUCCUACAAUCGACCUGGUUCUCAGUCCAGCCUUAAGGGGAGUUACAGAAAGAGGACCUGGAUGUUGAGCAGGAGACAGCACAACAGUGACACCGUAGACAAUAUCACAUCUGAGGUUCUAAACAAUGUCACGGAUAUCAAUGAGGAGGCUAACAAUGAUAGCGGCGAUGACAGCUCCAGAAGCUCCAGGAGCUCCAGGAGCUCCAGCAGCAGCUCCAGCAGCAGCUCCAGGAGCUCCAGGAGCUCCAGCAGCAGCUCAAGUAGCUCCAGGAGCUCCAGCAGCUCAAGUUCCUCCAGUGUCUCAAUUCAUAAUCACAAUGCUGACAAGGAUGGCUGUCAGAGUUCUGUAACCAAACAUGUCAUACAAAAGGUAUCCUCUCGAAUUAAACAUAGUGUACCUAUCAAACUAAAAAGUACCAAAGUGUCUGGACUCAAACAGGACCCUGUUUCAGACCCAUCUGUAUAUAAUGACCCAGAGCAUCAGUAUACAGAGGAUGAUGUGUGUUCUGGGGCUGUAUACACUCUACCUAAUCCCCCCAAAACAGAUGACACAGAGCCUGAGUCGGCCCCAUCCGAGGCUACCUCUGCUGAGACCCAGUCCAAGCAACCAGAGACUGCUGCUGAGACCCAGUCCAAGCAACCAGAGACUGCUGCUGAGACCCAGCCCAAGCAACCAGACUCUGCUGCUGAGACCCAGUCCGAGCAACCAGAGACUGCUGCUGAGACCCAGCCCAAGCAACCAGACACUGCUGCUGAGAUUCAGACACCAGAGAUAGACACUGGUGAGACUCAGACCCCGGAGCUAGACACUGUUGCUGAGAUUCAGACACCGGAGACAGAGUCUGCUGCUGACAUUCAGACACUGGAGACAGAGUCUGCUGCUGAAAUUCAGACACGGGAGACAGAGUCUGCUGCUGAAAUUCAGACACCGGAGACAGAGUCUGCUGCUGAAAAUCAGACACCGGAGCCAGAGUCUGCUGCUGAAAUUCAGACACCGGAGCCAGACACUGUUGCUGAAAAUCAGACACCGGAGACAGGGUCUGCUGCUGAAAUUCAGACACGGGAGACAGAGUCUGCUGCUGAAAUUCAGACACCGGAGACAGAGUCUGCUGCUGAUAUUCAGACACGGGAGACAGACACUGUUGCUGAAAUUCAGACACCGGAGCCAGACACUGUUGCUGAAAAUCAGACACCGGAGACAGGGUCUGCUGAUGAAAUUCAGACACAGGAGACAGGGUCUGCUGCUGAAAUUCAGACACCGGAGACAGAGUCUGUUGCUGAUAUUCAGACACGGGAGACAGACACUGUUGCUGAGAUUCAGACACCGGAGACAGCCUACACUAUACCCAACCCCCAGUCUACAGCUGAGCCAGGGUCCCAACGUUUGGGUGAACCAUGUGAAAUGUCUUGCAAUGUGCCUGAAUGUAGAGUUGACAAUGGAAUUCUAUUAGCUGUGCCUGGGUAUCAAGAUAGGGCUGAAGAUGCAGUCUCUGCCACAGAGGACCUAACCAGGUCCGUGUGUGCUAACUCAAAGGGGACCGAAUCUGCCCUGGAUAGCAUUGCAAAGGGAUACAGGUGUGAUAGAUCGGAUGAUGAGGUUGAUGCUGCCCUGGAUAUCAUCACAUGUGUCACGUACGUACGUUUACCUGGAAUCACACACGUUGUGUUAUUGUGGAAAUUGAAUGUAUUGGCUUUGGGUAGAGAUGUGACUUAUGUCUUAUGUCUUUCUUUCUUCUGUUACAGGGCUACCGAGAACGAGAGCGCUCUGGAUGAUAUGCUGAGCGAUGUGGAAUAUGUAAACGCUUUUCCAGAGUGUGACAUGUCUCACUUCUAUGAUUCUGAGCCACAUUUCAGUAGGCCACAGUGGAACGUUAACCCUUGUCCCGGUUUAAUAGUUUCUGCUACAACUGACCCCAGUUCCUCUAUUAUACCACACUCAUCAAGCUCCAUUUGUAAUGUGGUAACCCAACCUAAAGAUGUCUCAGUCAAUGAUGACUGUAUUGGUGACAUGCCCUACCCAGGGUACCCAGGCAACUCCAUGUUUGCUCUUGAUAGGGCAUGUUGUGAUUAUAUAUUUAAACAACAAUCGGCACUGCAGCUGGAUCCCCAUCUGGUUGAGGUACAUCAGGACCACGAUCCCCACGUGUCUACACCACGGCAGGAGGAUGCCGUGGUCCUAGAUCCCGAACAACCAAUAUCUCAAGUACCUUACACUCCACAGCCGACUGUUGAUAUACAUGGGUUGGAUGUGUACAAGCUCAAGCCAGUAACAGCUUUACAGUCGCAAAGGUCAUUAUUCCCCACACCACCACAAUCUGAAGCAGCUGUCACCUAUGAAGAACUAGUGCCUGAUCCCAGUCUACAGAACCUUGACAGCGAUGGAGAUCAAGUGUUGUCAAUUGCGAUGAUAACCCCUUUGAUGAAACAGUUGAUUAUAUGCUCCACGUGUACAAGGACCUUCAACCGAGCGGUCAUAUGUAACACCUACUUGAUUCAGCUGAACAGGCCCAUACAAUGUGCUUGUGGCUGUGUAUUAUGCACACUGUGUUACAGUGAACAUGGUGGUUGUAGCCGACACAAUAUGUCAUCCACAAGGGCCCCUGUAAGCACCACAGCCAGCACCCUUGCCAAUUGCCCUGCUCUGGAGCAUUUAGGAGCCUGGGAUCUGGAACUCAACAAAGGUGAUGUGUUCAAAACAGACAAUGAAGUCAAUGUCCAUGUGCAGCUGUUAAUGAAUAAGGAGCAAUCACCUGACAUGGACACCCUGAGACCCGGUAGGUAUAUUACUAUUUCUAGAUCUCUCUAUGUCAACUUUUUAUACUACUACUAUGACUAGCCCUAUAAUGUAGCUUAACUGACACUGUUGUCUUUCCACACAGUGUUCAACCAACUUGUCACAGCAAAGGACACCAUGUCCUUCAAGUACUGGGUAAACGAAGCAAUGCCAGAAGAGGUGGCCUGCAGAUAUGUCUGCAUCCCUCAUAUACCUGGUUUCUGGGAUCACGUCGUGGUGGGAACCCGGACCCUUCCCAAAACGGCGAACAUGAUCGGGCCCGAUGACUCCUUGCCAAGAUUGUUCAAUGUGCCACUAGGGUCCUACAAGUUUCAUUGGUGCUGUUUUGUUCUGAAGAAACAGAUCAUUUUAACUAUGUGGUACACUUCAAUGCCCAGGAGAGGGCAGCCUAAGGUAUCCACACUGGUUGACAGCACACUGAAGAACUAUACCUCAAGCAUAGAGUUUAGACGAAUGGUAUUCUAUCUGUGUAGGUGGUUUACAGCUCAGUACGGGUCCCCACCAAACAGGCGGCUUAACGUGGUGUUAGAUUGUAAACCUAGUGAAGGUCCUACUUUGGUCCAUGUCAUAGCUUUCCUGGCUUCACGCCUAGGGAUGGAAAAGGUAACACCUCAGUUCUCCCAGCAUAGGGCCAAAGAUGACCGAAAUUACAGUUUCAAUGUCAGGUAUGCCAAUACCAUGUUCACGUGCCCCUCAGAUGGUACUUCCGAAGGUAAUUAUGUAGAUAUUGUUGAGGAGUUUAGCUCCUACCACAACAGCAGUUGUAAUGACAUUGGUCUCACUCGCGUGUCUACCACCACAGAGGUUUAUAGUUUCCUUUAAAGUACAGCAAUGCUGUUUGUACAUGUGGUAUAUUGCAUAUCACACGCCCCUCCGAUGGUAAUUCCGUAGAUACUUAUAUAGGUAUUGUUGAGGAGUUUAGCUCCUACCACAACAGCGGUUGUAAUGACAUUGAUCUCACUCACGUGUGUACCACCACCGAGGAACAAUAUCUUUUAAUGUACAGCAAUGCUUUUUUUUUGUAUAUGUGGGUAUAUUACAUUUUGUUAAAGCAAUCUAAAUGUGUGGCCAUGUGGUGAAACAUGACCUUUUAUGUGUUGGUUGACAAGGGUCCCUUGACUAAUGAAAUUACAUCUGAUGUGGUUCCUAGAUUUUGUGAUAUAUAGAGGACCUAUUUUUCUUUACAAUAGGUUAAUGUCUAUACCAUGUUAAACCUAUUCUGUCUAUUCUUUUUACCACUGACCUG
Messenger RNA from Oncorhynchus mykiss (rainbow trout), 4042 nucleotides. The record is from RefSeq and is a predicted model, not a curated record. Lineage: Eukaryota; Metazoa; Chordata; Actinopteri; Salmoniformes; Salmonidae.